AUGAUUACAGCUGCUCUGACUGUGAGUCCCAGCAGAUCUCAGUUCUUCAGAGGAGAAUCUGUGUCUCUGAGCUGUGAGGAGAACAGUAGCUCUGCUGGAUGGACUGUAUGGAGGAACACAACCAAAGAUACCAGAACUGGAUGCAAUGAAUGGGGUCAAUCCAAUAACUCUUCAUGUACCUUAAAUCACAUCCUCCAAUUAGACAGUGGAGUUUAUUGGUGUUGGUCCAGAGAGGGAGCAGCCAGCAGCAGCAUCCAGCUCACUGUCACUGGUGGAUCAGUGAUCCUGCAGAGUCCUGUCCUCCCUGUGAUGGAGGGAGAUGACGUCACUCUGAGCUGUCUAACAAAGACCACUCCCUCCAACCUCCCAGCUGCUUUCUAUAAAGAUGGCUCCCUCAUCAGGACUGAGCCCAAAGGUCACAUGACCCUCCACCAUGUGACCAGCUCUGAUCAAGGCCUCUACAGGUGUAACAUCAGUGGUCAUGGAGAGUCUCCAUCCAGCUGGAUCUCUGUUGAAGGAAAACCCAGCAGUACUCCUCCAGCCCCUACCAUCAUUCCUCCUCUGGACCCCCUCUUUCCUUUCUACAAGGUCAUUCUUGUUGCAUGUGUUGGUGUUCUGGUGAUUUUUCUCCUUCUAAUUCUCUCAGUAAGCUGCUCCUUCUGCGGGAAACCUAGAGACGGUGACCCAGCAGAACUUUAUUUAUCAAUGAGAAGAGCACCAGAUGCUACUGAGACACCAGACAGUGAUCCAGCAGCACUUUAUUCAUCAAUACGAAGAACAACAGACAUCAGUAAAGCAACAAACUGUAAAACAGAAAGUGACCCAGAGGCGAUUUAUUCAUCAAUACAAAGAAAAACAACAGACAUUCCUGAAGCACCAAACUGCCUAAAAGAAACAGAUUCAGGUACAGUUUGUCCUUCGAUGAGGAGGCAAAGUGAGGUCACGUAUGGGUCAGUCAGCAUCAGGAAGAACAGCAGGAGAGAACCUUCAUCAGAACCAGAAACACACGUCAUCUACUCUUUACUGAAGGCGACCAUGACACCACCACAGCAGGAGCACCCGCCCAGCUGUUAACUAGACCUCCUCAGAGCCCAGCAGACCUACUAUCUGUCCUGGAUUGGAUCAGAUCAUUUAAAUGUCUCUAACUUGUUGUCUUUUAAUAGUUUUUUCUCCUGUUGAUGCAGAACAUCCCGUCAGAUGUCGUCCAUUCAGGCUUGUCUUUAGUUUGUCUAUUAAUGUGAGCGUCUACUGAACAGCAGACAUCAGAGCAAAAUUAUGGAUUAUGUGGAUUUAUCCUGUUGGAACUUCCUGUUCCGUUGUUCUGUAAUGAAAUAAAUAUAUUUUAAAAUGAUGAAUAAAUGUGUUUUUGCUCUGCAAUAGUUAUAAAUGAUAUGAACUAUACUGAUAACAUGAUUGCAUGAACCUUUUAGAAACAUAGUUGCAUAGUUGCUGUCCUGCUGUGUGUGGGAGGAGCCUGUAGGCUGCAGAUGUUUAUUUCUUUGUCUUUUCAUGCUGUUUACAUGGAUGGAGUUCCAUGCAUCCAUUUUCUUAUUGGCUUUAUUUUUGAAAACUGAGGAGGGACCAAAUAUCUCUGUGUGUUCCAGACUGGAGCUCUGUGCAGAGCUACUGCUGCCACCUGCUGGUUAAAGGAGCAAACUACAGACAAUCGCCCUCAGAUUCCAUCCAUGUUUUAACAUUUCAGUAAAAGAGGCUGUCAGAAGUGUUC
Molecule: messenger RNA, 1726 nt
Organism: Cyprinodon variegatus (sheepshead minnow)
Lineage: Eukaryota; Metazoa; Chordata; Actinopteri; Cyprinodontiformes; Cyprinodontidae
Exons: 9
Coding region: 1-1074 (357 amino acids)
Biological process (GO): cell surface receptor signaling pathway
Molecular function (GO): transmembrane signaling receptor activity
Source: RefSeq, a predicted model, not a curated record